GCAGCCGCUUUGAGCACCCCGUCUUCUCGCAGGAUCAUGCCGCCGUCAUUACAUACCUGGACGACAAGGUAGGUGACCUUCUGGCACGGCUGAAAGCCUUAAAGGUCGACAAAAACACCUUGGUCUUCUUUGCGUCUGACAAUGGAGCGCACUCGGAAGGAGGUCAUGACCAUCGGUUCUUUGAUUCCACAGGUGGUUUGCGAGGCUACAAGAGGAGUAUGUUCGAAGGCGGCGUGCGUUCCCCAACCAUGGUACGCUGGCCAGAUGGCAUCCCUGCUGGUCGUGUAUCAGAUUUUUCGUGGGCCUUUUGGGACGUGUUGCCCACAAUCGCAGAGAUUGCCGGGGCAAGCGUUCCCAAUGGCCUGGACGGGAUCAGCAUCGUGCCCGAGCUGAAGGGUUCGUUUCAGAAGGAGCACGACUAUCUGUACUUCACAUGGAUUGGCGAGGGUGGCAAGGGCACUGGAAGUGGCAGUGAUUUGAAGCAGGAGCCGGGCUACACAAUUCGUCAAGGUUGCUGGAAAGGUGUAGUGCCACAUUGCGAUGCCGCGUUAUUGCAGCCGAGGCUCGCAGACGAGAUGCACCUCUUCGACCUCUGCGAGGAUCCCUUUGAGAAGACAGACAUUGCGGCAGUGAAGCCAAGCAUUGUUCUGCAGCUUAAACAGCUAGCGGUUUCAAAGAACUUGUCCUGCAUGUGCUACCAGUGCGGUUUCCACAAGACCUCGGCCGAAAUUCUCGUGUGA
Symbiodinium necroappetens is the source of this 740-nucleotide messenger RNA. The record is from the annotation of a GenBank genome assembly. NCBI's taxonomy places the organism in Eukaryota, Dinophyceae, Suessiales, Symbiodiniaceae.